AUGGAGGGUCCGUGUUGGUUGUCGGUGGUGAUGGUGGCGUUUGUGUCCAUCCCCGCUUUGGGAUCGGAGUGUACCGUUUGCGUGAGACUCAACAAGGGGAGGCUGCUGGACUGCCUGGAACUCUGCAAACCACCGAGCCAGACGCCUCGUCCGGAUCUGGUCGCGUCGGUCCUCAACGCCAGCGAGGAAAACGAACUCUUUCCCGCCAGAGUCGACAGGACCGAGCCUAAAGUCAAUGCCGAUAGACGGCGCUCUUACCUGAUGGAGCACUUCCGCUGGAGUAAACCCUACCGGAACAAGACACAGGAACCCAGGGCGGGUUCUCGCGACGCUAAGAGAGGCUACUCCAUGGAGCACUUCCGUUGGGGUAAACCGCCCGGCAACAUAACACCCGGACCCAAACUGGGCCAGAAAGGCUCCAAGAGAAGCCCCUACGCCAUGGAGCAUUUCCGAUGGGGUAAACCAACCGGGCGCAAACGCAAACCGGUGAAAACCUUCACCUUCCCGGACAACGGCGCUUCCACGGAGGCUAUUUUCCACUCUCAGCCUCGUAGGCAACGGAACGGCAGGGAGGACGCCAAUCAGAUCUCGACCAGGCGGCAGGAGAGGAAGCUCCGUCUCCGUCCCCGUAACGCCGACGUGGUGAAAUCCACGACCAAUAACCCUCAGGGAACAAUAGCCGGAAUCUUCAGGGACAUUCUUCUGAAGGAUGUCCAGAGGAUAAUGGGUUGA
This is a messenger RNA of Nerophis lumbriciformis (worm pipefish), 732 nucleotides long. NCBI's taxonomy places the organism in Eukaryota, Metazoa, Chordata, Actinopteri, Syngnathiformes, Syngnathidae. The record is from RefSeq and is a predicted model, not a curated record.